This is a messenger RNA of Setaria italica (foxtail millet), 3866 nucleotides long. Its product is annotated as putative disease resistance RPP13-like protein 3. The record is from RefSeq and is a predicted model, not a curated record. The transcript is spliced from 4 exons. Lineage: Eukaryota; Viridiplantae; Streptophyta; Magnoliopsida; Poales; Poaceae. Gene Ontology annotation, biological process: defense response to other organism. The coding region runs from base 914 to 3667 and encodes 917 amino acids. Gene Ontology annotation, molecular function: ADP binding.
UCGUCCUCCUCUCACGCACCCUCUUCAACUGUCGGAGGGGCUGGCGUUGGCCGCCGGCUCGGUGGAGACAGGCGCGGCCGGAGGGGCGGGCCUCGGCUGCCGGCGAGCUCGUAUGCGGCUCGGCCGACAGCGUGCGUGCUGGCGGGCGCGGGCAGGGGAGCUCGCCGCCGGCAAGCGCGUGGGUGGCGAGGCCGUUGGGAGCGGGCGGCCUAGCUCGCCGCCGUCCGCGAGCGCGUGGGUGGCGCGGCCGCACAAGCCCGGGCGUGGGGAGCUCGCCGCGGGUCGCCGUCGAGGCCUAGCCGGCCAGGAGCUGUGGAGAGAGAUGUGGAGAGAGCAGCGAGAGAGAUGUAAUUAAAAAAUAUUGAACCUUUUGCUUUUAUCGAGCUACGGGGAAGCGGCAGUGCGGUCGGCCGGCCAUUGCGGCCGGGUGCCCCAAUCGCUAACCGAGAGGAAUAUUUCAUUUGGAGAGGAUUACAGGGAUGCGCACCAACCUGCCCUUGAACAUGACCUCCAUCCUCGAGCAGACGAAUAGUUUAGCCCUUGGCAGGGAAUCAGGGAUCCAAUGCUCUUUCUACUACCUCUCUCAUUAAUUAUUGCCUUCACCUUACCCCCUGCAUCUGGAUCCCAUCGACCUCUGCUUCGUGCUCUUCCAAGGCGGCUGCGAGCGGUGAGCUGUGUUGCGGCCGAGCAAGCUUGAUUAAUCAAGCAACCUCGGUCCGGCGACGAGCGGCGGGCAGCGAUCCAGCAAACCAGCGAGUCCUAAGCACCGGCGACAAGGAGAGGGCGGCAACCGGGACAAAUCCAUGGAGAUCGUGACAGGGGCAAUUCCAUUGAUCUCCAUACACCACUGCUGCUCAUAGCUCACACAUACACACUACAAUCUCGCUCCUUGAGCCCAGAGGCAGAUCCGGCCAUGGAGGUGGUGACAGGGGCACUGCCGAGCGUCAUCACCAAGCUUGGUGACCUGCUUGUCGGUGAGUACAAGCUGCAGAAGGGAGUGAAGGGAGAGAUCAGGUUCCUCCAAGCUGAGCUCGAGAGCAUGAAGGGUGCUCUUGAGGAAGUCUCCAACACCCCGGCUGACCAGCUUGACAUUCAGGACAAGAUUUGGGCCAAGGAUUUGAGAGAGCUGUCCUACGAUAUAGAGGACAAUAUUGACACAUUCAUGGUCCGUGGAGAGGGCAAUGAGCAGGCCAAGCUGCGUGGCAUCAAGAAGUUCAUUGAUAGAAGUGUUGGUUUGUUCAGAAAGGCCAAGGUUCGCCAUGGCAUUGCUACUGAAAUUAGAGACAUCAAGAGCCGUGUUGAAGAGGUGGCCAAGCGGCAUGAUCGGUACAAGUUAUCAAACACUAAUGUAGCUAAGCCUGUCACAAUCGACCCUCGAUUACUUUAUCAGUACGAUAAGGUGACUGAGCUCGUUGGCAUUGAGGAGGCAAGAGAUGAGGUAAUUCGGAUUCUGAUGGAAGGCAAUGAAGUGUCCAAGCAGCAAGACAAGAUAAUUUCCAUUGUUGGGUUUGGAGGCCUGGGAAAGACAACUCUUGCUGAUGUGGUGUAUAAAAAGCUUAGAGCACAAUUUGAGUGCGCAGCUUUUGUUUCGGUAUCUCAGACACCUGACCGGGAAGAACUACUCAAGCGCAUGUUCUGUCAACUUGUCGGGAGGGAAAGUAACAAGAGCAGCGAUGUUGCCAGAGAGCUCAGAGAAUUCCUCGAGAAUAAGAGGUACUUCGUUGUUAUUGAUGACAUAUGGAAACUCUCAGACUUCAAAAUGAUUAAACGUGCUUUGCCUGGUAAUAAUGUUGGAAGCAAAAUAAUCACAACUACUCGUGAUCUCAAUAUUGCUGAACAAGCUGGCUCUGUUUACAAGUUGCAGCCCAUUUCUCCAAACAACUCUCGGAAACUAUUUUUUAGAAGAAUAUUUGGUAAUGACGACAAAGACAACAACGAAGAAGAAGAAAGGUGUCCUAACGAUGAGUUGGCUGAAGUAUCUGACAGAAUACUGAAGAAAUGUGCUGGUGUGCCAUUAGCUAUAAUUACGAUGGCUAGUUUGCUAGCUUGCAAAGCAAGAGAUAAAAUGGAGUGGUAUGAGGUGUGCAAUUCUGUUGGUACUGGUUUGGAAAACAAUCUAGAUGUGGAGAAUAUGAGAAAGAUUUUGUCAUUUAGCUAUUAUGAGCUACCAUGCCAUUUAAGGGCUUGCUUGUUAUAUUUGAGCAUGUUUCCUGAAGAUUAUAUGAUUGAGAAGGAUCGUUUGAUAAGGAUGUGGAUAGGUGAAGGUUUUAUCCAAUGUGAAAAAGUAGGGAAGAGCCUAUUUGAACUCGGAGAGAGUUAUUUCAAUGAGCUUAUAAACAGAAGCAUGAUCCAACCAAUACAUGAUAUUUCAGAUGAUAUGAUAUUUAGCUGUCGUGUACAUGAUAUGGUGCUUGAUCUUAUCCGCUCCUUGUCAAGUGAAGAAAACUUUGUUACUGUACUAAGUGAUAUGGGAGGCACAUCUCCGUCAAAUACGAUUCGAAGGUUGUCCCUUCAGAAUGGCCAGGACAGUCACGUGAUGGCUCAAGCUACAUGGAGCUUGCAACAUGCAAGGUCAGUUGUUGUCUUUCCAGCUACUGCUUCUCUAGUGCCACCUCUUGACUGCUGCCGGGUAUUACGUGUUCUGGAUUUAGAGGACUGCAAUCUUUCACAAGCUAAUAGUAGCCUUAAGUACAUUGGGAAUUUGCAUCACUUGAGAUACUUGGGACUUCGUCGGACAGGUAUUUCUCAGCUCCCGGAAGAAAUAGGAAACCUGCAGCUUCUACAAACAUUGGAUGCAAGGUACAACAAUAUUUCCAGGUUGCCUUCGAGUGUUGUCAAGCUAAGAAAGUUGAUGUGCCUCUACAUUGACUGGACUACAAUAGUUCCAAACAGAAUUGGAAACCUGACAUGCCUUGAACAGCUGUCAAAGUUACGCAUUGAUGACUCCACUAGAAACAUUGUAGAAGAGUUAGGCCAGCUAACUGAACUGAGGCAGCUGCACAUUGAGUUGGACGAGUGGAACGACAAGCUGUUGGAGUGCCUAUGCAAGCUACAAAAGAUGCAGAAACUAUUUAUCACGGUCUAUUCUGGUCAAUGUAGCAUCGGCGGAUUGGAUGCCUGGGUCGCCCCUCGACAUCUCCGCGUAUUUAAUACAUCCGGCUAUUGGUUUUCAACACUUCCGGCUUGGGUGAAUCCAUCGCUUCUUCUGGAUCUCACCUCCCUAUACAUCGCUGUGAGGGAACUACAUGAGGCCAAUCUCGAAAUUCUCGGGAGGUUGCCAGCUCUCCGCUAUCUAAUUCUGGAGGUGGACAAGGAGAACCUUAGUAUAAUUCGGGGAUUCGUUGUUGGUGCUGAUGUGUUCCCAUGCCUUUUAUGCUGUUACUUCCGUCAAUUUGUAUGGCCAGUGGUAUUUCAACAGGGAGCUAUGCCAAGGCUUAGAGAGCUUUGGUUUUGGCCGUUUUAUCUGCGGGAGGCAAGAGGAAUUGCGUGCAAUGACGGUAGUCUCGACUUGGGCCUAGGAAACCUGCCAUCGCUGCAGGUUAUCCAAGCUGUCCUGCGAUGUGAUGGUGCUGGCAAGGAGGAGGUGGAGCAAGCCAAGGCUGCGCUGACGCAUGAAGCAGAAAUGCAUCCCAAUCAUCCCUUCCAUUCGAUCCGUAUUACAGUCUGAUAUACAGACGACAAUGACGAGUAAUAUAAGACUUUACGCCGGAAGGUGAAGCUGGAGCAGAGCAGAUGACUUGGGUGUGUUUGGAUCCCCGAGCUAAAUUUUAGCCCCUGUCACAUUGAAUGUUUGGACACUAAUUAGGAGUAUUAAACAUAGGCUAAUUACAAAACCAAUUUCACAACCCCUAGGCUAAAUCGCGAGA